AAGCCAAAAUGGAGGGCAAUUCUAUACUCCAUGCUUUUAACAACAUCUAUUUUGCAAUCUUUGCUUUAUUUUGCUUCAAGCUUUUAAUUAAGAUUUCUUUGGCUCUACUGACCCACUUCUAUAUUGUUAAAGGCAACAGAAAAGAGGCUGCCAGGAUUGCAGAAGAGAUCUAUGGAAUAGCACCAGGUUCAUGGGCAGAUCGAUCUCCUCUUCAUGAAGCUGCAUUCCAAGGGCGCCUGCUAUCUUUGAAAACAUUGAUUGCGCAGGGAUUCAAUGUGAACAUUGUAACCAUAGAUCGGGUUUCUGCUCUCCACGAGGCCUGCCUGGGUGGCCAUGUCACUUGUGCGAAAGUCUUACUGGAGAACGGCGCUCAAGUCAAUGCAGUCACUGUUGAUGGGAUCACUCCUCUCUUUAAUGCCUGCUGUAGUGGCAGUGCAGCUUGUGUGAACAUGCUGCUUGAAUUUGGAGCCACGCCACAGCUAGAGAAUCACCUUGCUUCACCUAUUCAUGAAGCAGUAAAGAGAGGUCACAGGGAGUGUAUGGAAAUUCUUGUGGCCAAUGACGUUGACAUUGACCAAGAAGAUUCGCAGCACGGAACACCCCUUUAUGUGGCCUGCAUGUAUCAGAGGACAGACUGUGUCAAGAAGCUUCUCGAACUAGGAGCCAGUGUUGACUUGGGUAAACGAUUAGACACUCCACUCCAUGCUGCAGUUAGGAAAUCCAGCGCAGAAGCAGUCAACUUGUUAACGGACUAUGGCGCUAGCUUGACACGCAGAAAUGCUGAAUUCAAAUGUGCCCUUGAUCUGGCAGCCCCCAACAGCAAAGUGGAACAGGCCCUCUUGCUUCGGGAAGGUCCUGCCAGCCUUGCCCAGCUGUGUCGGCUGUGUAUCAGGAAGUGUCUGGGUCGCUCAUGUCUUUAUGUAGUCCACAAGCUGAAUCUUCCUGAGCCACUUGAGAAAUUUCUCUUAUAUCGAUAGCUCUAUGACUGUCUAUAAGAUGGUUGCCAAGAGAGGAACAAAAUGGCUGUUUACCACAAAGAUAUUAAACCAAAGUGAAAAACAAA
Messenger RNA from Trachemys scripta elegans, 1063 nucleotides. It is a transcript of the gene ASB11, whose product is annotated as ankyrin repeat and SOCS box containing 11. Gene Ontology annotation, molecular function: protein binding. The transcript is spliced from 7 exons. The coding region runs from base 9 to 977 and encodes 322 amino acids. The record is from RefSeq and is a predicted model, not a curated record. Gene Ontology annotation, biological process: intracellular signal transduction; protein ubiquitination; positive regulation of protein catabolic process. NCBI's taxonomy places the organism in Eukaryota, Metazoa, Chordata, Testudines, Emydidae.